GUGAUCGCGUCGAGGACCUGCGGCGACAGAUCCAGCUCGAGGAGCCGGAGGUCUCUGGCGAGAGCGGCGACGAGCAGGAGACUCGCCCUCGACCAGAUGUCGCGGGCGCGCCUGCGCGCGCAGACCCCAGCGAGGACUUGGAGCGCCUGAUCUCUGAGCUCCAUGUCAACAUGGGCCACCCAG
Prorocentrum cordatum is the source of this 183-nucleotide messenger RNA. NCBI's taxonomy places the organism in Eukaryota, Dinophyceae, Prorocentrales, Prorocentraceae. The record is from the annotation of a GenBank genome assembly.